AUGUCAAUAAGGAGAUCAGAGAGGGAAAGACACCCUCCAGACAGAUAUACUCCAGCAAUUGGGAAUAACAACGACAAAACUGUUAAUCCAAAGCCAAGUAAUGACCAACCAUCAGUAUCUGCCAAAUCUAGUACUUCUUCUAGUAGACGACGAUUAAUGGAAGUGGAGUUGAAGAAGCUGGAAGAAAUACAGAAAUUGGAAAGAGCCCAUGAGGAAAGAGAAAUGGAGCGACAACGACAAGUUGAAGAAAUGGAGCGACAACGACAACGACAAGUUGAAGAAAUGGAGCGACAACGACGAAUGGAAGCUAGAGAACUAGAACGACAGAAGCAACUGCUGACAGCGAGAGCUGAGCUUGAGUCUGCUUCAGUGUGUGGCAGUCAACAGUCAAGCCGCCCUAGUAAUCGAUCUGAAACCAAGGUAGGACUUAGCAUAAAUCUUGAUGAUGAGGAAGAACCGCAAAGCAAGGUUGAAAGGUGGUUGAAUGAAAAAGAACCGACAGUUCUUAAGUCCUCAUCAGCCAUCAUGACCUCAGCCGUGCAAAAGCUUGCGGAUACCUUCCAAAAAGCUAUACAGCCUGUUUCAUUUCGUCAAAAACUUCCAAGCUUCAGUGGCAAGCCUGAUGAAUGGCCGAUAUUUUUUUCGGCGUAUGAAAAAACUGCCUAUCUUUUUAGUGAGGAUGACAACCUCAUAAGAGUAAGGAAUUGCCUAGAGGGAGAAGCAUUUAGAAUGGUUAAGCCUCUUUUUGUCUCAAGUCAAAAUCUUAAGUCAAUUAUCAAGACCUUACAGAUGCGUUUUGGUAGACCAGAACUCAUUUUGGAGUCAAUGUUAAAAAAGACUCGUAGGCUACCUUCUGUCAAGGAAGACGACACUACAAGUCUUGUUGAGUUUUCGACAAAUAUUUUGAAUUUUACUGCUACAGCAGAGUCAUUACAUCUAGAAAAUUAUGUAUUAAAUCCUUACUUACUAAAUGAAUGUCUCAACAAACUUCCCUAUAGUUUAAAAUACAGGUGGGCUGAACAUGUAAGUAAUAAUGCUCUAAGCAGUCCCGACUUGAAGGAGUUUUCCACUUGGUUGGAAAAACAAUGCUCAAUCCUGAGUAUUUACUUUCGUCCUACAGAAGAGAAACUCUGGCAGAAGAAAACUGACAUAAAGCCGGUUUAUACCAGUUCUACCGAAGACAAACAGUUUAACUGUAUGUUUUGUCUCGACAGCCACGAAAGUGAACGAUGUGGAGUUUUCAGGAAGGCAGAUGUAUCACAGAGAUGGAAAAUGAUUGUCGAAAAGAAACUAUGUUUCUUCUGCUUUCGACGUCACCAGCUCCAAAAAUGUAAAGUAAAAAAGGUUUGUGGGAUAAAUGGGUGCAGGUUGUUUCACCAUCGUCUCCUCCAUACUGACAAAAUUGAGAGGUUUCCCAAACAGGACAGCGAACCGCAAAAUAAAGAAAUUAUUAGCAGUCAUGUUGUUAAUAACCGUGUUCUACUAAGAGUAUGUCCAGUGACAUUAUAUGGCCCAAGUUGUCAGAUCGACACUUACGCACUCUUAGAUGACGGGUCAACAGUAUCUUUGUUGGAUUCAGCUACAGCCGAUAAAUUAGGCAUCAACGGUAGUAUUGAACCCCUCACGACAUGCUGGUCCAAUGCAACCCAACAUUUCGACCCAACAUCCAUGACUGUGAAAGUUAAAAUUAAAGGGUUAUAUGAGGACGAAGUAUUUACAUUAAACAAUGUACGAACCCAGUCACCAUUGGACUUACCAAAACAAAUGGUGGAUACUGGUAAACUGAAAAAGAAAUGGUCUCACUUACGGUCAAUUGUUCAACCUUUACCGUCAGCAAAUUUGAAACCUACAAUACUUAUAGGUCAAGACAACUGUGACCUUAUUCUAGCAAGGAAAAUAAUUGAAGGUCCUCCCAACUCUCCAGUCUUGUCUUGGAGCCGUUUAGGCUGGACAUUGCACGGUAAAUGUCAUGAACACAUUUGGCGAGUAGAUAGUCAAUUCACUUUAACGUCUUUUGAAAGUGAAAAACUUCAUGAUAUUAUCAAAGAUUCUUUUGAAAUCAAGAAUUAUGGCGUGUCCCUAGUAGAAGAUGACAAUGUGAAAUCAGUUGAAGACGAAAAAGCCCUCAAGAUUUUAGAAGAUACGACCAAAAAAGUAGGGGAUAGGUAUGAAUCCGGCCUACUAUGGAAGUCAGAAGACUUUAAAUAUCCACCGAGCUAUGAAAAUGCGCUGAAAAGGCUUAAGGGUAUUGAAAGGAAGAUGGCAAGAGACGAAAACUUUCAUAACAAAUACAAAGCCAAGAUCACUGAUUAUAAAGAAAAAGGUUACAUCAGAAAACUACGUGAUGACGAAGCUAAUGUUAUAAAUGACCGGACUUAUUAUCUGCCUCAUUUUGGGGUAAUAAAUCCAAACAAACCUGACAAACUGAGGUUAGUAUUUGACGCAGCUGCUAAAGUGAAUGGUGUGUCAUUCAAUGAUGGUUUGCUUAGUGGUCCUGACCUUUUGAACCCUCUGCCAGCAGUACUUCUCAAAUUCAGAUUAAGAAAAUUUGCGAUCGCAGGUGACAUACAAGAAAUGUUUCAUCAAGUACGUAUCAGAAAAGAAGAUGUCGAUUCGCAAAGGUUUCUAUGGAGAGAAGAUCCGAACAACAAACCAGAUACCUAUAUCAUGGAAGCAAUGAUAUUUGGAUCAACGUGUUCCCCGAGUACUGCCUUGUAUGUAGUAAACAGCAACGCCAAGAGGUUUCUACAAAUUUACCCAGAAGCAAGUAAAGCGAUUUUCUGCAGUGAAUACAUGGACGAUCUACUAGACUCUACUGAUACAGAAGAAGAAGCUAGAAUUAGAAUACAAUAG
Messenger RNA from Macrosteles quadrilineatus (aster leafhopper), 2853 nucleotides. RefSeq lists its product as uncharacterized. The coding region runs from base 1 to 2853 and encodes 950 amino acids. The transcript has a single exon. The record is from RefSeq and is a predicted model, not a curated record. Lineage: Eukaryota; Metazoa; Arthropoda; Insecta; Hemiptera; Cicadellidae.